Molecule: messenger RNA, 680 nt
Organism: Miniopterus natalensis
Lineage: Eukaryota; Metazoa; Chordata; Mammalia; Chiroptera; Miniopteridae
Gene: RBP2
Product: retinol binding protein 2
Molecular function (GO): lipid binding
Source: RefSeq, a predicted model, not a curated record
CUGCAGCCUGCUUCCAGGACAUCCACCACACACCCACGGUAACCAGAGGCCACCACCAUGACGAGGGACCAGAAUGGAACCUGGGAGAUGGAGAGUAAUGACAACUUUGAAGGCUACAUGAAGGCCCUGGAUAUUGAUUUUGCCACCCGCAAGAUCGCAGUGCGCCUGACUCAGACGAAGAUCAUUAAUCAAGAUGGUGAUAACUUCAAGACGAAAACCAACAGCACGUUCCGCAACUAUGACUUGGAUUUCACUGUUGGAGUGGAGUUUGAAGAGCACACGAAGGGCCUGGACAACCGGACUGUUAAGUCGCUGAUCACCUGGGAAGGCGAUGUCCUCGUGUGCGUGCAAAAGGGGGAGAAGGAGAACCGUGGCUGGAGGCAGUGGGUUGAAGGGGACAAGCUAUACCUGGAGCUGACAUGCUGUGACCAGGUGUGCCGUCAAGUGUUCAAAAAGAAGUGAUGGCCACGAGAGGGCCACUCCACACUCCAAGUGAAGGGUUCUUUACUGGCUUUGAGAAGCAGCCAUGGGGACCCUCCCAUUCCUGACAGAGCCCGUUAAGACAUCUGGAUGGUUUUAAACAGGAUGAAUGUGUAACAGUGACAGACAUACUCUUCCUUCUUUGAAACCUGGCAUUAAAGGAAAAAACAAAAAUCACUCUCAUACUUUGAAAUCCUUUA